This is a messenger RNA of Corythoichthys intestinalis (scribbled pipefish), 1292 nucleotides long. It is a transcript of the gene rnf185, whose product is annotated as ring finger protein 185. Gene Ontology annotation, biological process: ubiquitin-dependent protein catabolic process. Gene Ontology annotation, cellular component: endoplasmic reticulum. Gene Ontology annotation, molecular function: ubiquitin-like protein conjugating enzyme binding; ubiquitin protein ligase activity; metal ion binding. Lineage: Eukaryota; Metazoa; Chordata; Actinopteri; Syngnathiformes; Syngnathidae. Bases 360 to 962 code for a protein of 200 amino acids. The transcript has 6 exons. The record is from RefSeq and is a predicted model, not a curated record.
UAGACAGUGAAACGAAGCAGUCGUGUUUUUUUAAAAAAAAAUUUAAUUGUUAUUAUUUCUGGGAGAUGAAUGUCACUUUUCUUCUUGUUUUACGCACAGUAAUCUGAUGAACAACACCUCGGACUUUUCCUUUAUAAGAAACAUUUUGAGUACUCGGACACUCGGUCACAUGACAUAACAGCCAACGAGUUUGUUACCCUACGCCGCCGAGUUUAGCUAUUAGCGUCUCACCAGGAAGCUAACUAAACAGCUGUGUCGUCUCUACUCCAUUCUCGACCUUAAACUUAAAAGUUGUCAACUCCUGUUGUUUUCAUGUGCCACUUUUGACGGGUUGGAGUUGUUGUUAAGCUGUAGUGGAAAUGACCGCCGUGCCUCCAGCUUCUCCACCUUCUCCGGCCGCCGGUUCACCUGGAGGAGCCGCCGCCGCCGAGAACGCGAGUCCGGGAUCCAGCAGCUCCAACACGGCCGAAGGCGGCAACCAGGACAGCACGUUUGAAUGCAACAUUUGUCUGGACACCGCCAAGGAUGCCGUCAUCAGCCUUUGUGGACACCUCUUCUGCUGGCCUUGUUUGCACCAGUGGUUGGAGACAAGACCCAGCAGACAAGUGUGCCCUGUGUGUAAGGCUGGCAUCAGCAGGGACAAAGUGAUCCCCUUAUAUGGGCGCGGAAGCACCGGUCAGCAGGACCCCAGAGAAAAAACACCGCCGCGACCACAAGGCCAAAGGCCUGAGCCAGAAAACCGUGGGGGCUUCCAAGGAUUCGGAUUUGGGGACGGAGGUUUUCAGAUGUCCUUUGGAAUCGGUGCUUUCCCCUUUGGUAUUUUUGCCACCGCCUUUAACAUAAACGACGGCAGACCCCCACCAGCUGCCCCGGGCACCCCGCAGCACAUGGACGAGCAGUUCCUGUCGCGACUCUUCCUCUUUGUGGCGCUGGUCAUCAUGUUUUGGCUCCUCAUAGCGUGAACACAGCCAAGAUUUAUUCGCAAAGAUGAGAUAAGACAUUUUUAUGUACCUCUAACUAAUUGGCCGCCAUUGGCAUUUGAAGAGACUGGAGAUUAAACACAUUCAUAUUUUUUGGAAUCGUUUUUGCUACUUACAUUUUUGGGUUGUGUUUAAAAAAAACCUGUCAAUGGCAGCCAGCGAGUUAAUCAACACUUUAUAUCGGUUAAUAAUUUGUACAAAUAAACUGUCAGUGUGAACAAAAUAUUUGGAAAAUGAGGUUUCCACUCAACAAGGAUGAUUUAGGAAGCAGGAAAUUCCUAAGUUCUACAAUAAAAAUGAUUGUUUAAGUCA